UCCACACCCAAAACAGCAGCCAAACAAACAUUUCAGGGAAGCAGUGAAAUUCCAAUAGAAUUUCCUCAAUCAAAGGAUGCAAAAAUCGUCACACUUUGCCCGCGAAGAUUCCCAGGAGCGUCUACCCAGCAGCCAAACGCAUACCCACAUUGUGAACAUGAAGAGACGUACUUUAUCCGGAAGUUGUGGCGUUGGCGUCUUCGUGUUUGCUUUUGCCUUCAUUGUGAUUGCAUUUGCAACGCCCAGUUGGUUGGUCAGUGAUUACCGCAUCACGGGCGCCAAGUUGGAUCGCCUGGGAUUGUGGGUGCACUGCUUCCGGUCGCUACAGGAUGUGAAUGACGAUAGUCAACGGAGGUUCUUCGUGGGUUGUCGCUGGGUGUAUGACCCAUUUACCCCGGGCUACGAUGAGAUUCGAGGAUUCCUGCUGCCCGCUUUCAUGAUAGCCACUCAGUUCUUCUACACCUUGGCUUUCAUUGGAAUGUUACUGUCUGCAAUUGGGGUGCUCAUAUUCGUCCUUUGUGCUGGUCCGGAUCAGAAGCAUUUCAUAACACUGAUCAAGUCAGUGGGAUACGUGCUACUUGGAGCCGGGGUAAGUGCAGCCAUUGCGGUGAUAGUUUUCGCUGUAUUUGGCAACCGGAAUGGUUGGAUGCCGGAGCAUGCAAAUAAUUGGUUCGGCUGGUCCUUCGUCCUGGCAUGUGUGGGUACAGUGUUUACCCUGGUGGCAGCCACUUUGUUCCUUACUGAAGCUCAUGUUCAGCACAAAAAGAGGAUACAGUUCAAAGAAUCGCAGACGCGAUUCGAACUGGUGCGCGGAUAGUCGCAGUCGCAGCAACUGGCAUACUUGCACCAAGGAAAUUACAAGCAAAUUAAGAGGAAAACAAAACAAACACAUUCCGUCCCCACGAAGAAUUCUCACCCCAAUCAUUACAGUCGAACUUCUAAAAGACAAAACAUCCAAACUCACAUUUUCUGAAAGUUAAAGUUUCGUUCUUAAAUGUUAUAUGUUUUUAUGUUCUUAGCUCGAAAGUAUUAGUAAUUCUUCUAAUUAGUUUUUCUAUAAUUAGAAACCUCUUAGGAAGAUAUCUUCAUAAGGCUUGUCUUCAGUUUUUCAUAAACUUAAUAACUAUAAAACUGUUUAUGCAGAAGUGUGUGUUUGCCAUAUAUUAGUUUCAAAAAAGUAUUUAACCCAGAAAUGUAAAUUAGUUUAACUGAAAAAUGUCAUGUCAUGUUUCGUGCCUAGAAACCUAAAGAAAAUUGAGUUCAGAGAAGUUCGACUGUAAAUGUAGUUUUUAGAUAAGAAAGUUUAUGCAAUUGACAGUCGCACUCAUAUUACAAGCCUUCAGUUUUUGGUACUUAUUAAUCAUCCAUCCAAUCGACCAAAUCAGUUCCAAACGAAGACUGAAUGUUUUUCCGAAUGAAAAUCACAAGCACCGCUACCAUCAAACGAAGACGCUCAACCAGAUGACUCAUGUUCAUGUAGAGUAUUCUACAGUAUUUGCAUAUCAAUUUUCGCUCAAUUGACGCCCUGAGACAACCACCACUCCCCCCUCAACAAUUGUACGUAUUUUUUUUGCAAAGUCGCAGGCUAGUUGAAACUAGCAACGAAAUAUUACACUCGUGCCUUAAUUAGAGAGAACUAUUUUUGUAUAGUUCAUAGUGCCUAAAAACCAUUUAUUGUUAUAUACCUGAUCGGCCUGCCUGCGAUGAUGCCCAUAAAACCCAUUGGAUUGCAUAAACUUCAGCUAAGCUAGUGCCUUAAUUAAGUGACCCAGAGAAAGCUAAGCGAAUUCUGUCCCUUAUCUAUAAGAACAUUCUCUUUUGUAAUCGAAUAUUCCGCACAAAAAUGCCUUCUUUUAAAGGUAAUUAAUAAGUAAGUUGUACUUUUAACCGUCCAAUGCACAAAACUAGUAUUUGUAACAUAUCUAAACUUCAAGAAUUUAGCAAUGUUUUUAAAAGCAAUACAAACAUCUUUUACCCCCUUUUACAAUAAUAUUUGUAACAUGUUUUAUGUACAAACGACUUUUAGCUAAAGCGAAGAAUAAUAAAGUUUUUAUUGUAUACAACA
Messenger RNA from Drosophila eugracilis, 2065 nucleotides. RefSeq lists its product as uncharacterized. Bases 77 to 817 code for a protein of 246 amino acids. Gene Ontology annotation, biological process: septate junction assembly; regulation of tube size, open tracheal system. The transcript has 2 exons. Gene Ontology annotation, cellular component: septate junction; membrane. The record is from RefSeq and is a predicted model, not a curated record. Lineage: Eukaryota; Metazoa; Arthropoda; Insecta; Diptera; Drosophilidae.